AUUUUUGAUGACGUUUCACACACAUUCCUGCAUCGGAUUGACCCGUGCUUGAAGUACAGUGCAGAGGAGAGCGGUGUAGUGUGUGAGACAUGGCGUCUAGUCGUCUAGGCCUCCUGCGUCCGUUACUCUGCUACAUCAGAAGCCCCGUUGUAAGCAGCGCACGAGUGCCUCCUCUCACUCAACAUCUCUGCCCCCAUGUUGUCGUCUCUCCACCUUGUUACGGCCGCCAUUACGCUACGAAGAAAAGCAAAGCGAAAGCGAAGAGCCAGACGGGUAAAGUGAGCAUCAACGCCGCCCUGGUGGAGGACAUCAUCAGCCUGGAUGAGGUGAAGGAGGAGAUGGCUGCCGUGCUGGCCACGCUGAAGGACGACUUCAGCCGUAACCUGAGCAUCAGGACCUCGCCAGGUGCGCUGGACCACAUCACAGUGAGCACCAAGGACGGUAAAUUCCCCCUCAACCAGCUCGGGCAGAUCUCCAUGAAAUCUCCGCAGCUCAUCAUCGUCAACAUGACCAGCUACCCCGAGGCCACAGCAGCCGCCACACGCGCGCUACGGGAGAGCAGCAUGAAGCUGAACCCAGAAGUUGAGGGCACCAUCAUCAGAGUCCCCAUUCCCAAAGUGACCCGGGAGCACAGGGAGAACCUCACCAAGCUGGCGAAGCAGUUCAGCAACAAGGCCAAGGAGUCUGUGAGGAGGAUUCGCUCCAACUCCCUGGCGCAGGUGAAGAGGAGUAAAGAGGGCGUGUCCGAGGACACCAUCCGCCUGAUAGAGAAGCAGGUCCAGCAGAUGGCAGACGGUUUCGCGGCAGACAUCGACAAACAGCUCGCCUCCAAAACCAAAGAGCUCUUGGGCUGACUCGGACUUUCUGACGAAGCUUUCCAACGUGCAGCACGACACGAUUUAUUCCGGAUGUCGUGAGUCAAGUCGGAAGCCAGACAUCCCAAAAAAACAAGCGGAUCUUUUUUCUCCAAACUAAAUCUCCCGUAACCAGCGUGGUGAUGAAACCGGACUGUAGAAGGCACGAGUUGGGUGUUAGUUGUUUGUGUGUGUUUGUAUCAGGCGUACACAAACGUGGCCAUGGCACGGCAGCGGCUGUUAGCGUUCCACGCCCAUCCUCACAUCCUCACAUCCUCAAACAAACAGCCGGGAGGACAGAUGAAGUUUUAAUGUGAUUCAGGGGUUCUCCUCCCUGCUAAUCAGAGUGGAGCGAUGCCACACGGCUGCGUUUAUGGAAGAAAGUGCAGAAGCAAAUGUAAACUCGUCAGUCUUUACAGAACCGACCCCAUAAUAAGGUUGUUUGUUUCUCAUACAUAGCUGCUGGGAAAAAAAAAGAAGAAGGAAAAAAAGACUUUCUGUUUGUCAGAAUAAAAUACGAAGCAUUUUUGGAA
Molecule: messenger RNA, 1387 nt
Organism: Clarias gariepinus (North African catfish)
Lineage: Eukaryota; Metazoa; Chordata; Actinopteri; Siluriformes; Clariidae
Gene: mrrf
Product: mitochondrial ribosome recycling factor
Exons: 7
Coding region: 90-854 (254 amino acids)
Biological process (GO): translation
Cellular component (GO): mitochondrion
Molecular function (GO): ribosomal large subunit binding
Source: RefSeq, a predicted model, not a curated record